UCCAAAACGAAUUAUCUGAUUAACAGUGCGAGUAACACGCUUCGCCUCCUCUUAUCUCUCCCUCAAAUCUAGAGUGAUCGGGUGUUCAGACAUUUAAGUACAGGCCUCGCCGUAGCUUGGUCGCAUUUCAGUCCGAUCGCCACCGCCUGAAAGCCGAGAGACUCCAUGACCAAGGCCAAGAUUUCGCUAGUGCUCAGGCUGCUAGCUGUGGGCUCGACGGCUGCAGCCAUCGCGGUCAUGGUCACCAGCCACGAGACUGCCAAGGUUCUCAACCUGAGCUUCGAUGCCAAGUACAGCUACACAUCAGCAUUCGUGUACUUUGUGAUUGCAGAAGCCAUUGCUGGCGGGUACAGCUUGGUCUCUCUGCUGCUAUCUUGUAAGCCGGUGUUCUGGCGACUUGUGAUGAUGAUGGAUGUGGUCAUUGCAAUGCUCCUGAGCUCCAGCAUUUCAGCUGCAGUGGCAAUAGGCGAGGUGGGCAAGAAAGGGAACAGCCAUGCCGGUUGGUUACCAAUUUGUGGGCAAGUCCCCAAGUUCUGCGACCAGCUCACCGGCGCUCUCAUCGCCGGCUUUGUCGCGGCAGCGAUUUACCUCGUCCUCCUCUUAUGCUCCCUCCGCUCUCUCUUCGCACUCAAACCCUAGGCUCUAGUACUAUCAACUCCUAGCGCGUACUUAAAUUUUUGCAUUACAUAUAUGUAUACUUCUCUUUUCGAUGCUACCCUGUGGGGGCAUGUAACAUGUACGAGUGAGG
Molecule: messenger RNA, 748 nt
Organism: Eucalyptus grandis
Lineage: Eukaryota; Viridiplantae; Streptophyta; Magnoliopsida; Myrtales; Myrtaceae
Product: CASP-like protein 1C3
Exons: 3
Coding region: 166-639 (157 amino acids)
Source: RefSeq, a predicted model, not a curated record